Messenger RNA from Coregonus sp. 'balchen', 6672 nucleotides. Lineage: Eukaryota; Metazoa; Chordata; Actinopteri; Salmoniformes; Salmonidae. The record is from the annotation of a GenBank genome assembly.
AUGCCCAUCGCUAUAACGAUAAGGAUGUGUGGAGGCCGGAGCCGUGUCGUAUCUGUGUGUGUGACAGCGGGUCAGUUCUGUGUGAUGAGAUCAUCUGCGAGGAGAUCAGAGAGUGUGCCAACCCCAUCAUCCAACCUAGAGAGUGCUGCCCCAUCUGCCCUGCUGACGCCAGCGGCCCCACUGGUUGUAAUUUAUUUAUUCACACAAUCAUAAAUAAAUUACUGCGCCCUUUUAACAUGCCAACACUUUUGAAUUGGGAACUAAAUGGUAGUUCAUAUGUUAACUGGGGUUAACAGGUCCCCAGUGGCUUAUUGUACUGUUCAUGACUUUGGUGUGCAGACAUGAGUCUGGACAGGAGUCAGGACAGAUUUUGUGGCUCAUAAAUUGGUAUUAAAGGGAUUUAUAAGUAGCUAGGUGUGAUGUUCCCUAUUCAAAAGUGUUACCUUUUCCCCUGCUUGUUUUGGGUUGGAGACAAGACCUGCAACAUCCUCUGGAUUAUCCCUCUCUAUGGAUGUUCACUUCAUGAGGAGUUUAAUCCUACAGUUGUGGCAUCUGGCUUCCACUUAAAACAACAAGGGUCAAUAUUGAAAACGAGACACUUCUAAGUUUGCUUUAACUAGUGGAUAGUGGCUAAGAAGCUAUCCUGAGCAGCCAAUCACUGUGUCAUUUUGUCCAAUGGAAGCUAUUUUCCCACCACAUCAAAGCGAUCCUAUUGGGUGAAAUAAGACAAUGAUUGACAAGACAUGAUAGUCCCACCCACUUUGGGGUUCUGAAGUCUCAUUUCCUCCAUCACUGUGUAAUAAUUAACAUUUUGACUGCUUUUCCUUCUUUUUCAUCAUGUACUCCCAUCAUGUAUGGUUAUGAUCCUAUUUCCAGUGACAUACACAUGUGGGAGUCAUUAUUGUACUUCACUUUACCAGACUUGAACCAACCUACACUCUUAGAAAAAAGGGUUCUUCGGCUGUCCCGAUAGGAUAACCCCUUUUGGUUCCAGGUAGAACCCUCUGUGGGAAGGGUUCUACAUGGAACCCAAAAGGGUUCUACCUGGAACCAAAAGGGUUCUACAAAGGAUUCUCCUAUGGGGACAGCUGAAGAACCCUUUUAGGUUCUAGAUAGCAGCUUUCUUUCUAAGAGUGUACUCCCAGGCUCAACACAAAGUAGACAACAUAAGCAAAGAGAAGAGAGGCAAACAUAUGAUAAUAUAGAGUGCAAAUGUAAUAUUACUGUCAAGAUUCAAAUAUAUAUUCACUUUGAACAUAGAACAGUCAUAUUUGCUCAUCAAACAACACAAAUAAACCAAAGCUGCUUUCACAUUUCAAUCAUUGUCCAUGUUAUAUACAGUACCAGACAAAAGUUUGGACACACCUACUCUUUCCAGUGUUUUUCUUUAUUUUUACUAUUUUCUACAUUGUAGAAUAAUAAUGAAGACAUCAAAACUAUGAAAUAACACAUAUGGAAUCAUGGGGCGGCAGGUAGCUUAGUGGUUAAGAGCGUUGUGGCAGUAACCGAAAGGUCGCUGGUUCUAAUCCCCGAAAAAGUCUGUUGAUGUGCCCUUGAGCAAGGCACUUAACCCUAAUUGCUCCUGUAAGUCGCUCUGGAUAAGAGCGUCUGCUAAAUGACUCAAAUGUAAAUGUAGUAACCGAAAAAAGUGUUAAACAAAUCAAAAUAUAUUUGAGAUUCUUCAAAGUAGACACCCUUUGCCUUGAUUACAGCUUUGCACACUCCUGGCAUUCUCUCAACCAACUUCACCUGGAAUGCUUUUCCAACAGUCUUGAAGGAGUUCCCACAUAUGCUGACCACUUGUUGGCUGCUUUUCCUUCACUCUGCGGUCCAACUCAUCCCAAACCAUCUCAAUUGGGUGGAGGUCGGGUGAUUGUGGCGGCCAGGUCAUCUGAUGCAGCACUCCAUCACUCUCCUUGGUCAAAUAGCCCUUACACAGCUUGGAGGUGUGUUGGGUCAUUGUCCUGUUGAAAAACAAAUGAUAGUCCCACUAAGCACAAACUAGAUGGGAUGGCGUAUCGCUGCAGAAUGCUAUGGUAGCCAUGCUGGUUAAGUGUGCUUGAAUUCUAAAUAAAUCACAGACAGUGUCACCAGCAAAGCACCCCCACACCAUCACACCUCCUCCUCCAUGCUUCACGGUGGGAACCACACAUGCGGAGAUCAUCCGUUCACCUACUCUGCGUCUCACAAAGACACGGUGGUUGGAACCAAAAAUCUCCAAUUUGGACUCAGACCAAAGGACAGAUUUCCACCGGUCUAAUGUCCAUUGCUCGUGUUUCUUGGCCCAACUAGUCUCUUCUUCUGAUUGGUGUCCUUUAGUAGUGGUUUCUUUGCAGUAAUUUGACCAUGAAGGCCUGAUUCACGUAGUCUCCUCUGAACAGUUGAUGUUGAGAUGUGUCUGUUACUUGAACUCUGUGAAGCAUUUAUUUGGGCUGCAAUCUGAGGUGCAGUUAACUCGAAUGAACUUAUCCUCUGCAGCAGAGGUAACUCUGGGUCUUCCUUUCCUGUGGCGGUCCUCAUGAGAGCCAGUUUCUUCAUAGCGCUUGAUGGUUUUUGCUACCGCACUUGAAAAAACGUUUAAAGUUCUUGACAUUUUCCAUAUUGACUGACCUUCAUGUCUUAAAGUAAUGAAGGACUGUUGUUUCUCUUUGCUUAUUUGAGCUGUUCUUGCCAUAAUAUGGACUUGGUCUUUUACCAAAUAGGGCUAUCUUCUGUAUACCACCCCUACCUUGUCACAACACAACUGAUUGGCUCAAACGCAUGAAGAAGGAAAUAAAUUCCACAAAUUAACUUUUAACAAGGCACACCUGUUAAUUGAAAUGCAUUCCAGGUGACUACCUCAUGAAGCUGUUUGAGAGAAUGAGUGUGCAAAGCUGUCAUCAAGUCAAAGCGUGGCUACUUUGAAGAAUCUCAAAUCUCAAAUAUAUUUUGAUUUGUUUAACACUUUUUUUUGGUUACUACAUGAUUCCAUAUGUGUUAUUUCAUAGUUUUGAUGUCUUCACUAUUAUUCUACAAUGUAGAAAAUAGUAAAAAUAAUGAAAAACCCUGGAACGAGUAGGUGUGUCUAAACUUUUGAUUGGUACUGUAUAUUCUGAAACAUAACAUUUUCAUGCAUUUUGAAAAAUGUAGUAGUGUCUUUAAAAACUAAACAUUUCGAUGCGUCAUGUUUUUUCUGUUAAGUAGCCUAAACUUUAAUGACUUUUGAGGAGAUAUACAUUUUAGUUCUAACAAUCUAUCAUAAUAACCAUGUAAUGUGCCAUUUCAUAACAUGAUACGCUCCUCCCUAAAGCCAUUUAUUCAACGUGUUCUGUAGUUGGCUCCAAAAUAUGCUAUAUUGACACAGAAGAUUUGAUCCAAACAUCUGUCCCACCCCCAUGCUUUGCUUGCUUUUGGCCCCAUCCCCUCAACAUGGAACUAUAGCUAACCCUCAAACCCACUCUGGAUGGGUUGUCGGUGUCUUGGAGUAUGGAGUUUGGAGUAUGGAGUUUGGAGUAUGGUCUUUGGCUUCCAUUGGUUUCCACAGGUGUUCCUUUUAAUCUGGAGUGUUCAACCUCUGGAGAUUUGGCCCCCACACAGCUAUCAUCAGUCUGAAGUUCACCUUUUAAUGUUAUUUUCUUUCUCUCGUCCUCUUCACCCCGUAUGCAACAUCAGAGGCGGCGAUUGGUGCUAAGGUGAGACCAUGGGAAACGAUGAUAUGACGUACCACCCUGAAAGCUGUUGUGAAGGAAUAACAAUGACUGUGCAAAAUACAAGGAUAUUUUCUGUUGUUGGAUGAACAAUGUGUCAUUUAGACAAUAUUUAUCAGACUGUAUCACCCACGUGAUCAUCUAAACACUGUAUAUAAUCAUCCACACACUCAGGCUCUAAAAUACUUUAGACUUACAUGAUGUGAAUAUUAUGUGUCUUUAUACUGACAAAGUCUUCAUUAAGACCAAAUACUUUCAUUAAGACCACUGACCACCAUUAAGACCACUGACCACCAUUAAGACCAGAGACUUUCAUUAAGACCACCAUUAAGACCACUGACCACCAUUAAGACCACUGACCACCAUUAAGACCACUGACCACCAUUAAGACCACUGACCACUGACUUUCAUUUAUUCUAUUAGGGCCAGAAAGGGGAACCAGGCGAGAUUGCAGAUGUAAGUAUGCACACUCAGAUUUACUGUAUAGUCAAAUAAUUGCGCUAGUAUUCAGGGGACACAAAGGGGUUUAUUAUCUCAUGUAGUAAUUUCUUCUCAGUCUUAUUCAAGCAUACAGUAAAUUAUAAGCUGCUGUAUGCAAGGGCAUGCACUAUAGCGCACGCUCACAUAGAAAGAGAUCAGAAGAUUUGUUUGUCCAUCCAAUCAGAGUGAUAGAGGGAUUUUUGGUCAAUGAAGGCACUGAAGCUCCUUUUUAGGUACCCAUGCAUGCCAUUCCCCAGAAUUAGUGAACAAGAGACUAUGGCACGUCUACUUAGAAUGAUAACACCAUAACACGUUUUUACAAUAGCCUCACUUAGAACUCACAUACAUGCAGUAUAGCUAUCUAAGUCAGUCUUAAGUCAGUAUCAGGGUUGACUCUACUCAGCAUUUUUCGUCUUCUUCUUCUUCUUUUGGGGAAUCAUAUGAUUCCAAAAGAGCCAAAGCCUCCAGUUGAUAAGUGAUUAGCUACCAUGCUUUGAACUUGGUGGUUUUAGACCGAUUUUUUUUGUGCCUUCACUGACAACAUGGAAGGAAGCCUACAUUCCUAGGACAUAAUGGACCCAAACCAAUCCUCUCACAUUCAUUUAGUAACUUUUUUAUUCACUGAUAUGCUAGGCUUCUUGGAAAAUGAACAAACCCUGACAAGCAGAAUAUGUUUUUUCAGCUAAAGUAACUGUCAAUAGACUUCCUGGUAAAGUCUAGUUUGUGCUAUUUGUCCAUGGCCAUGUCCUGGAAUGUACUUCCCCAGCAUCUUAGCUAUUCAAAUCAGUGCAACCCUACACCGUAGCAAAGACAUCAGGCCUUUGAAAAGACUACUUUCUUCCCAAUAAGCAUUGAGAACUGAACAAGCUCUCCUUUCUGUUCUGUUGUCCAGGUUGUAGGACCAAAUGGACCAGCAGGCCCUAUGGUAAACAUAUUCUCAAAUAUUUAUUUGCUCAUUUGUUUUAUUAAUUAUAAUGACAGAAAUUCCAUGAGAUAUUAUUUGUGGUGUAUAUCUUGCCUUGCAGAAUAUCUUUGAUGAAUUCUGAUGUGCAUCUUGCCCCAGAACAUUAUCCUUGAUGAAGUACUCUGUUUGUCAAGCAUCUUGCUCAUCCUAAUAUGUUUGUUUGUGCAGGGCCCCUUAGGCGAGCAGGGACCACGUGGAGAAGCCGGAGCUAAGGGUGAUAAGGUAAGACAGUAAAUCCCAGUCACCUUUGUGCAGGUGAUGCUAAGGAAUAUGUCUGUGGUAUGGACUGAAAUAAAGGGCUAACCAUUCAACAUCUGUAAUUGCUGCCUAGUUUAUAAUGUAUGAGACUUUGAAUUUAGAUCCACGAUAGUAAGGUAUACAGUAUAUGCGGCCUUAUUGUGGAAAACCUCCCCCAAAUGGAGAAGACUCAACUUUAUAAAGACUAAAAUAGUACUAUAAGAUUCUAACAAAAUAGUGGCAAGCUCCCUGAAGCACCUUAAUACGUUCUGUGCAGUUAUUCUACCACAAGCCAGGCAAGUUAUGCAGCAAAUUGAAAGGUUAAUUGAUGUAUUACAGUUGAAUGAUUGGUUAAUUGGUUGAUUGUUUGGGUGAUGGACUGAUUUGUUGAUUGAUUGAUUGCGAACAGAAUUACAUUCAGUAAUACAGUCUCCUAAGGCAAACAACACCAUCAAAGCCAUGCAACAAUAUCAAUCACUCACCUUUCCCAAUAAAAGUUGAUAAUACUGAACAUGUUUAUGUAUUGAACCCAAUGUUGAAUGUGUUUGUCCCUCUCUCCUUUUCCCUAGGGAAAUGUUGGCCCCAGAGGCAGAGAUGGCGAGCCUGGCACCCCUGGGAACCCCGGACCCCCUGGCCCUCCCGGACCUAACGGACCCCCAGGUCUUGGUGGGGUAAGUGGUAGUAAUGUAAAAUGUAAUGGUAGAAAACAGGACAGUAGAGGACAGGACAGUAGAGUAGAUGAGAGAGGAUGUCACCGCCACACAUAAUCUCUUUUUAUGUCUUCGUGGUGCAGAGAAGCACUCCCUGUUGAUGCACCAGCAGUACAGUAUCGGUAUAUUAUCAUUGUCAGAUGUGUGUGUGUGUGUGUAUGUGUACUCGCACACACACACACCUGUGUGACAGAGACUAAGCCAUAAGCCUAUUUGUUAGUUAGUAGAAUAAGAAUAGAGAGAGAAGGACAGAUGACACAUUGGUAAGCUACUGUACCACAGUCAAUAUCACCAAUGUAAUCCCUUCUGACAACUGCUAAGUAAAUGUCCCACCAUAUUCUUUGUUUCCUCAGAGCAGUGGGGAGGUCAUAUAUCCUGUAUAGCAGAAAUAAAACUUGUGAAAGCUUUGGUGGACACCAGGGGGCAGUGCAUCUACUGUAGAUGCUAUCAAUACACUAACAACGUAUCUUUACCCGUGUUGUUUCUGCAGAACUUUGCUGCUCAGAUGGCUGGUGGAUUCGAUGAGAAAGCUGGAGGCGCACAGAUGGGAGUGAUGCAAGGACCUAUGGUAAGAGGACAAGAGAUGCUACUGUAA